This is a messenger RNA of Alternaria arborescens, 1026 nucleotides long. RefSeq lists its product as hypothetical. The transcript has a single exon. Gene Ontology annotation, biological process: inositol metabolic process; phosphatidylinositol phosphate biosynthetic process; signal transduction. Gene Ontology annotation, molecular function: inositol monophosphate 1-phosphatase activity. The record is from RefSeq and is a predicted model, not a curated record. NCBI's taxonomy places the organism in Eukaryota, Fungi, Ascomycota, Dothideomycetes, Pleosporales, Pleosporaceae. Bases 1 to 1026 code for a protein of 341 amino acids.
AUGGCUCCCCAACCAAAACGACCAGUCCUGACCAGCACGCUAUCUGCCUUGCUGUCAACGGCCACACGCUCUCGUGCUACCUCAAGGCCGGCACUACCCACUGAUCUCAACGCCGUCCUAGUCAAGUACGGUCUUACCCAUCAAGACCUCAAGAAAAUCGAGGAUGUGCUUAUCGACGUUGCUACUGAGGCAGGUAACAUCAUGGUGGCUGCGGAGUACUCCCUCGUCAUGACAGCCCAGACCAAAAACAACACGUCUGACCUUGUCACCGUGUUCGACAAGCAAAUUGAAGACAUGGCCGAGGCGCGCUUGCAAAAGGCCUACCCGUCCUUCUACUUCCUCGGGGAAGAGACGUUCAAGGCUGGGACCAAGCUGGCCGACGGACCAACAUUCGUGGUUGACCCGAUCGACGGCACCCUAAACUUCACACAGGGUGUCCCCAAUUGCGCAAUCUCACUUGCAUUAACGCUCGAUAAGAAGCCUGUUGUCGGUGUUGUGUUCAAUCCCUUUCGAGGGGACAUGUACCACGCAGUCAAAGGCCAGGGCGCGUUCUUGACAAGGCCUACCACGGGGAACACGGUUAAGCUUCCUGUUCAGCAGAACCCGAAGCCAAUGCCGUCACUCAACUCCUGCUUGGUGGCUGUCGAGUGGGGUAACCAGCGCAAGGGCCCUAACUGGGCACUACGCACUUCCGUCCAUAACGUCCUUCUGACGUCCAAAGAUGAAGGUGGCGCGAUGUGCAAGUCGGUACGAUCUAAUGGCUCCGCAGCAUUAGACUUCUGCUAUGUUGCACACGGAAUGCUCGAUGCAUUCUGGGAAGGUGGAGUUUGGUCUUGGGACGUGGCCGCUGGAUGGUGUAUCCUUGAAGAAGCUGGCGGAAUCGUCGCGAGUGCUAACCCUGGUGAUUGGGACCCAACGCUCGAGGGUCGUCUGUACUUCGCUGUGCGCAAUGCUAAGCCUGAGGAACAGAAGGCUGUAGUGGAGGAGCUUUGGGGAUUAAUGGGUGAUCGCAAGUUUGUGUUUUGA